This is a messenger RNA of Schistocerca serialis cubense, 507 nucleotides long. RefSeq lists its product as uncharacterized. The transcript is spliced from 2 exons. The coding region runs from base 24 to 395 and encodes 123 amino acids. The record is from RefSeq and is a predicted model, not a curated record. NCBI's taxonomy places the organism in Eukaryota, Metazoa, Arthropoda, Insecta, Orthoptera, Acrididae.
ACCUGCCGAGAGCGGCAGUGCUAAUGUCGCCGAGAACGAAGACGUGCACUGCAGAACCCAGCUACCGGAGCCUGAGCGGGGAAGGGCGAGGUGCAGGGCGUGAUCACCCCCAUAGAGCUGAGGACCGUGAUCCUAACAGCAGUUCUGCUGAUCUGAGUUUGGUUAUGGCAGCGCUGGUUGUCACUGCCAUACUGGUGAUGGCUGGCCCAGCGGACGCCCAGAGCACCACGACGCGGAGAUCGGCCGCGGUGGACGUAGAUCUGGGAGACACCGUUGGCAGUCUAGGAGGAACACUUGGGAACACCCUGGGAGGAGGCGUUCUGCACGUAAGCCGUGCUGCGAAGUCCAUAUCGACAUCAUCAGCGCACAGUCGUUCGCAGAAGAGUCAGACGUAAAGACAGAGAAAUCAAUUCAACUACUGUUAUUUCAUAUUCUAAAAUGUUUAUAAUGUUGAUGUUGAAUAUCUGCGUGUUAAUAAAUGACAUAAAUGUGUUUUUACUGUGGUCA